Molecule: messenger RNA, 2692 nt
Organism: Cajanus cajan (pigeon pea)
Lineage: Eukaryota; Viridiplantae; Streptophyta; Magnoliopsida; Fabales; Fabaceae
Source: RefSeq, a predicted model, not a curated record
UACGGUCAAACUGCAUGUUCUUCUCUCUUACCAAAACCAGAUUCCUUUCUCUUCAUGCACUCCAAAACCAAAACCUUCUCGCCAGAUGGGGAAUAUUUUUCUCCCACUACUUUUAACGCCUAAUUAAUUCAACCACUUUUGUUCUCAUUCUCUUCAAAUAAUAAAAAAACCAUUCACCAUUUUCAAAAAAAUAAAAAUAAAAAUUACACCCUUUUUGAAACUCAUUUUCUUUCUAUGUUACAGAGAGAGAAAGAGAGUACCUGCACUACAGCUUGUGCACAUCUACUGAGGCACCACAUUAUGCUAUCCAUCCAAAGGAAAGUGAAUCCCAAGGACAAAAAAACUAGAACAUAGCAACCCAAAUCUCUUUCUCUCCCGAUUCAGCAAAAAAGCAGCAACCUUCAACCACAACCCUUGAUUUCUUCUUUUUUAAUCUGACCCUCUCUGAAUCUGAUAGCACCACACACACACACCCUUCAAGGUUUCUCCUUUUUUCCUUUCCCCUCCAAAAUUGCCAUGAUUUGAUCCCUCUCAGCUCUCAACACCAAAUGGGUAGUUUAAAGUCCCUAUUCCUUCUUUUGUUACUGAUUUUGCUCUCAAAUCUUGAGCCACCCCAGCUUGCUGAAUCUGCCUCUGAUUACACCACCUUGGUCUACAAGGGUUGCUCCAAGGAAACAUUCACAGAUCCAAAUGGGGUCUAUUCUCAAGCCCUUUCAGCCCUAUUUGGCUCAUUGGUCUCACAAUCCACCAAAGGCAAGUUUUUUAAGGCCACCACUGGGAGUGGCCAAACCACCAUGACUGGGCUCUUCCAAUGCAGAGGGGACCUCUCAAACUCUGAUUGCUACAACUGUGUGAGCAGGCUCCCAGUGUUGUCUGACAAACUGUGUGGCAAGACCAUAGCUGCAAGGGUGCAGCUCCUAGGUUGUUACAUGCUGUAUGAGGUUGCUGGGUUUUCACAACAAAUCUCAGGGAUGCAGAUUCUGUACAAGACUUGUGGGGCAACCAAUGCUGCUGGAAGAGGGUUUGAGGAGAGGAGGGACACUGCUUUCUCUGUGAUGGAAAAUGGGGUGGUUAGUGGACAUGGCUUCUAUGCCACCAGCUACCAGGCUUUGUAUGUGAUGGGGCAGUGUGAGGGAGAUGUUGGUGAUUCUGAUUGUGGGGAGUGUGUCAAAAGUGCUGUACAAAGAGCUCAGGUUGAAUGUGGGAGCUCUAUUUCAGGCCAGGUCUAUUUGCACAAGUGCUUCAUUAGUUAUAGUUAUUACCCUAAUGGGGUUCCAGGGAGACACUCUUCAUCUGCAGCAUCAUCGUCCUCUUCUUCCUACUCCUCAUCUUCUUCUGGGCAAAAUACAGGGAAGACAGUGGCUAUAAUAUUAGGAGGGUUAGCUGGGGUGGCGUUUUUGGUUAUAUGCUUGAUGUUUGCUAGGAGUUUGAAGAAGAAAUAUGAUGAUUAUUGACAGUAGAAGAUGGUUGAGUGAGGAGGCAUAUUCUUGAUGCGGUGGAUUGUUUCAAUAUAUAUAGCUUUUGGAUGAAAGAGAUGGAAAAUUUCUGGUAAUUAGACUUUAGAAGAUAGGGAAAGAAUCUAGGGCGGUUAAAAGUGGGGACUACUAAUUCUUGUAGUUAGUUAAGAAGAUUUUGUUGUGAAGAACGGUGUAAUUAGCUCAUGAAAGUGAGAAUUUUUUUUACAUUACAAGGUGAAAAAAGAAAUAUACCUAGAGGAAUGAAUGUUUGUCAUCCUGAAUGGGUGAAAAUUUUGUGCCUAUUUCUUUAUCCAUGUGGAUGAUUCUCUUUUCCCUUGUCUACAUACUAUAGUACUGAGUCUCUAUUUGUAUUUGCUUCACUAACUUUAACUUUUUAAAAAGUUGCAAGUUGCAGCACCCUCUCUCUUUUCUUCCCGGUUUCCCCUCCCCAACACACAUGUUUUGGUUUUUGUGUUUAGGGUAGACAAUGACAGAUACACAACUUCAAGUCAAUGCCAAUUAACUAAACAUUUAGAUUACCGAGGGGAGAAGCAAAAGUGGCACAGUAUUUGGGGUUUCUGUGUGGCAUUAACCUGAAAAGUCUCUUGCAAACAAAAGACAUGGAGGCGUUUAUCAUUGGAAUCAUGGCAUUGGCAUGUGCCUUAAGUCUUCUGCAUUCCUACAUGGUUGUGGGAAAAUGCUGAUGUUUGGCCUAUUUGCAAAUUCUUUUCUCAGAAAUAUUGAGAAGAAAAAGGAAAUAGUGCGACAAAUAUUACAUGAGAAGAAAGAUUAUGCAUUAACAUUGUCUUUCGACUGCAUAGUAAGAUUGUUAACUUUUAUAAUAAUUAACAUUUUGGGCCUUCACCAUUAAAUAUAGUUCAAAAUGGUUAAGGUGUUAAAGUUGGGUUUAGCUUAUGUCAAGUUCAAUAGGAGCGGUCUAAGUUUUAUCAGAAUAUUGUCACCAUCGGAUCUUCUCUUUGGAUGAAAUCAUCAAACCUAUUCUUCUGCCGAAAGUAUAUUCAACGAAAUGAAGAGACACUUUAACCGGCUCUUGGAUUGUGCAAAAGAUGCCCUAUUUGUAAUUUGUAAACAUAGUCUUUGUCACAUAGGUUAUUGUAUUUCUUAAUUGCAAAAUAAUACUUAGAUAUACGUGUAUAAUUCGAGCUUUACAUUAAGGUAUCACCGUAUCAUAUAAAGAUCAUUUGACGCAUUGUCUUGUGAUGGUUUGUAAGUUA